This is a messenger RNA of Oppiella nova, 1314 nucleotides long. The record is from the annotation of a GenBank genome assembly. NCBI's taxonomy places the organism in Eukaryota, Metazoa, Arthropoda, Arachnida, Sarcoptiformes, Oppiidae.
ACACUUCACAGUGAAGACAAUGACAGCUCAAGUGAUGGCAAUACCGGUGCCGAGCACUCGGGUGUCCACCCAAUGGAUGGAGUGGUGGACGACAAUAGCGGUGAACCGGAAACACAUGUGAUGUCAGACUGUGAUUACGGACAUGAAGUGCAGACUUUGGACACAGAGGUCGACGACAACAGCAAAGACUCGGAUGGUCUGGAAGUGGUGUCGGAAGCGGAGGAUCAGCCCAAAGACACACCAGAAGUGAGAGGCGUUGAGGGCAGAGAGGACUUCAUCGGUGGACAGACACCACAAACCGAUGCCUCUAAUGAUCGGCCGUUUGUUUGCAUUGAACCCAAUUGUGGCAAACGAUACACUAUUAAGCAGAACCUUAAUCGACACAAACGGAUCCAUUCGGGAGACAACCCAUAUGUUUGUGGUGUCGAGGGUUGUGGUAAAGGGUUCACCACAAAGAAAGGUAUCCAAUAUCACCGAAACUGCGUUCAUUUAAAACUCAAGACAUUUGUCUGCAAUGAAGACAAUUGUGGACUAAAAUUCGGCGCAAAGUCUACUCUUAAUACUCACAAACUCAUCCAUUCGGGUAACAAACCAUACGUUUGCGAUGUCGAAGAAUGCGGAAAAAGAUUCAGACAAAACACAUCGCUUCUGAUACACAAACGCAUUCAUUCGGGAGUUAUGCCAUACGUGUGCGAUGUGGAGGGUUGUGGUCACAGAUCCAGACAUAGAUCUAAUCUCAAUCGACACAAACGGAUCCAUUCGGGAGACAAGCCAUUCAUAUGUAAUGCCGAGGAUUGUGACAAUCGUUUCGCUUAUAAAUCUCAAUUAGAUGGACACAAAUGCGUCCAUUCGGGUGACACACCGUAUAUCUGUGAUGUCGAAGAAUGUGGCAAACGUUUCAUUUCUAAGUCUGGUUUACAUCAACACAAACUCAUCCACUCGGGAGACAAACCAUACGUUUGCGAUGUCGAUAAAUGCGGCAAAGGUUUUCGUCACAAGUCAGCUCUUAGUCGACACAAACGCAUUCAUUCGGGAGACAAACCGUAUAUCUGUUUGUAUGCCAAUUGUGGUCACAGUUUCAGACAGAGAUCUAAUCUCAAUGUUCACAAACUCAUCCAUUCGGGCGAAAAGCCAUUCAAAUGUAAUCAUAAGGACUGCGGCCAAAGGUUCACCCAAAAGGUGCAUCUCAUUCAACACCAAAGCAUCCAUUCGGGUGACAAACCAUACGUUUGCGAUGUCGAGGAAUGUGGCGAAAGGUUUCGACUAAAACGAGUCCUUAAUCGACACAAAAUCACACAUUUGAUUGACAAUUGA